Messenger RNA from Owenia fusiformis, 1385 nucleotides. The record is from the annotation of a GenBank genome assembly. NCBI's taxonomy places the organism in Eukaryota, Metazoa, Annelida, Polychaeta, Sabellida, Oweniidae.
AAUAGUAAUUAAAUAACUAUGUUCAUGAAUAAACGUGAUCGGUUACUUCCUCUUUGAUUGAAUAUAUCCUUUGAUAAUUUGAUAAUUACACGUCUGUGUACAUACUACGAAAUAUUUGGAAAAUUGGAAAUUUUAUUUUUUCUUAUUUUUUCAAAUUUACUGACUUUUCGUUGAUGUAGAUGUGCCAAUAUACUAAAACUAUUUGAUGAUAUUAAAGGGCUGAUACGGUGUAUCAGGUCACCCGAGCUUGAAUACUGACAAUAUGGCAGAUAAAGAUGAUGAUGAGUUAAACCUGCCAAGAGCUGCCCUAAAUAAGAUGAUUAAAGAGACACUGCCCAAUAUAAGAGUGGCUAAUGAUGCAAGAGAACUUGUCCUAAACUGUUGUACAGAAUUUAUUCAUCUGGUCUCCUCAGAGGCUAAUGAUAUUUGCAAUAAGCAACAGAAGAAAACAAUAUCACCAGAGCAUGUCCUAGCAGCAUUGGACAGUCUAGGGUUUGUAGGUUAUAAAGAGGAAGCACAAUGUGUUCUACAAGACUGCAAGGCAGUUGCAGCUAAAAGACGGAGAGCUAGUACACGGUUAGAGAAUCUUGGAAUCCCUGAAGAAGAAUUACUUCGUCAGCAACAGGAAUUGUUUGCUAAGGCACGUCAAGAACAGGCAGAGGUUGAGCAGAGAGAAUGGCAGCAAAUGCAGCUUCAGGCACAACACGUUGCAGCGCAGUCUGUUCCUAACAAAGACAAUGAUUCAGUUGAUGAUGAUGAUGAUUAUUCAUAGCAAAGAGAAUCAGGGUCACAACUCACAACCAUUAGAUCAUUAUUCCUGAAUUUCAAAUGACUUUAAUGAUGCUUGAAUCAUGAGGAAUAUGAUUUUUUAUUCAGAUUCAGGAUAUUUUUGAGGAAUGGCCUCUAAGAUGCAUCAAAAAUAUUUAAAACAGACCAUUUGUCAUAUUAUUUUCUUUACUUGGAUAUACAUCUUUACAAUCAAGAAAUUAUUACAGUAUCUGGUCUGUAUUGAUUAAAUUUUCAGUGCGUACUGAAAAAUGUUUUGGGCAAGUGGAAAUAUUUCCAUUUAUUGGAAAAUGUAUGGUGAUGAACCUAUAAAGCUUAAGGAUACAAUGACAAUAUUAUCCUGUAGAGUAGAUGUACAUGUAGGUCUUGAUCAUUCUUUUAGAAAAUAUUGAAUAUAUCUUCAGGUGUUAUGUUAUGAGUAACUUAUGAUUGGUAAUACAGUUUUCUGUAAAUGUAACCUUUCUGUAGAUUGAAUAUACAUGAAGGUCAAGGAAUAUUUGAAGACAAAUAUAAUGAAAUCAAAAAUCCAAGAAUAUGAUUUUUGAAUCUUUAAUACUGCUCACCAUGAUGAUUAGAUUUUAGCAAAUCGAACACUCGUU